Molecule: messenger RNA, 1372 nt
Organism: Acinonyx jubatus (cheetah)
Lineage: Eukaryota; Metazoa; Chordata; Mammalia; Carnivora; Felidae
Gene: RPP30
Product: ribonuclease P/MRP subunit p30
Biological process (GO): tRNA processing
Cellular component (GO): nucleolar ribonuclease P complex
Molecular function (GO): RNA binding
Source: RefSeq, a predicted model, not a curated record
GCCAGAGGGGGCGGGCCCCGCGACUGCGCUAAAGGGCGCGCGGCGCUCAUGUGACUUCAGCAUGGCGGUGUUCGCGGAUUUGGACCUGAGAGCGGGUUCCGACUUGAAGGCGCUGCGCGGGCUGGUGGAGAACGCCGCUCACCUGGGCUAUUCAGUUGUUGCCAUCAAUCAUGUUGUUGAAUUUAAGGAAAAGAAACAGGAAAUUGAAAAACCAAUAGCUGUGUCUGAGCUCUUUACAACUUUGCCAAUUGUACAGGGAAAAUCAAGACCGAUUAAAGUUUUAACUAGAUUGACAAUUAUCGUUUCGGAUCCAUCUCACUGCAAUGUUUUGAGAGCAACGUCUUCAAGGGUCCGGCUGUAUGAUAUCGUUGCUGUUUUUCCAAAGACAGAAAAACUAUUCCAUGUUGCUUGUACACAUUUAGAUGUGGAUUUAGUCUGCAUAACUGUAACAGAGAAACUACCAUUUUACUUCAAAAGACCCCCUAUUAAUGUGGCAAUUGACCGAGGUGUGGGCUUUGAACUUGUCUACAGCCCUGCCAUCAAAGAUUCCACAAUGAGAAGGUACACAAUUUCCAAUGCCCUCAAUUUGAUGCAGGUCUGCAAAGGAAAGAAUGUAAUUCUGUCUAGUGCUGCGGAAAGGCCUUUAGAAAUAAGAGGCCCAUACGAUGUGGCGAACUUAGGGUUGCUGUUCGCUGAGAGUGAUGCCAGGGCUGCCGUGUCCACCAACUGCCGAGCAGCGCUUCUACACGGAGAAACUAGAAAAACUGCUUUUGGAAUUAUUUCCACAGUGAAGAAACCUCGGCCAUCAGAAGCAGAUGAUGAUUCUCUUCCAGCUUGCAAGAAAGCCAAGUGUGAGGGCUGAAAAGAAUCCCCAGUCCUUGUCAGCGCUCCCUUCCUCCAUUUGGUAGUCCGUCCACCACAAUGGAAAUAAAAGCUUUGUAUGCUUUACUGUUUUCAUUUGGAGCUAGGAAUUGGUAGUCUAUGAAAACAAUUUUAUAUUCAAGCCAUUAAAAUAACAAAACCUAGUGAAGCAGUAAAAAAGAAGACCACCAGCUUAAUAGAAUUUUGAUAUACUUUAAGAGAAAAACAGAGACUGGCUUAUUUAUUAUUUGUAUUAAGGAUAAACAGCAGGUAUAAUUGAGUAAGAUGCUUCAGUAUUUCUGGGCAGUUGGAUGGUUCAGUCUGUUGGGCGUCCGACUUUGGCUCAGGUCACGAUCUCACAGUUUGUGAGGUCGGGCUCUGUGCUGACGGCUCAGAGCCUGGAGCCUCCCUGGGAUUCUGUGUUCCCCUCUCUCUCUGCCUCUCCCUUUCCCCCCAUCCCCCACCCCCAAAACAAACAUUAAAAAAAUUUUUUUUGAAGAUGUUUUCAAUA